UUCCAAUCCAAAUCCUGUUUCCAAGCUUCUCUGCAUACAUACUUGCGUAAUUAAUGGCAUCAACAAAGCUGUCGUUUUCGUUUUCGGUUUCAAUUCUGACAUAAAUUCUACUGCAGGUCAUACUCUAAAUCGCACUGAUUCACACAAUCACCUCCCAUCAUCCUUCUGAUGAGUUUGGUCCUUUUCAAUGGCUCGAGCACUUUGUUCUUUUGGUUCGUUCCUUCUAAUUGUAUUCUCGGUUUUCAUAGUAUACUGUGGGUUCACUGCUGCUUCCAGCGAUGGCUUCUCCAUUGUCGGUGCGGAUUUUGACUCGUUGUACAGCGAUUAUACUCCUCCGUCGCCUCCUCCACCUCCGCCCCUGCCUGACCUUCCGUCUCUUUCAUGCGAAGAGGAUCUUAAGGGAAUUGGUUCUCUGGAUACCUCCUGUGAGCUUAAUUCCAGUUUGAUUUUUGAUAGUGAUAUCUAUAUAGAAGGAAAGGGAAGUUUACAUAUACUUUCUAAUGUAAGUUUGAGUUGCCCAGUAUUAGGUUGCUUAGUUUUGAUUAAUAUCAGCAGAGAAUUCAGUUUACAGAGUGGUUCGUCGAUAAUUGCGGGGACGGUUUUAGUGGAGUCUCAGAAUGCUAGCUUGAUCGGUGGGUCGGUGAUAAAUGUGACUGGGUUGGCAGGUAAACCCCCGGCACAAACUAGUGGGACGCCGUCGGGAACUCAGGGAGCAGGUGGAGGGCAUGGGGGUAGAGGUGCCUCUUGUGUCACAGACAAUACCAAACUUCCUGGUGAUGUUUGGGGAGGGGAUGCCUACUCCUGGUCCUCGCUCGAUAAGCCGUGGAGUUACGGAAGUAAGGGUGGGACCACAAGCAAAGAAGUGAGAUAUGGAGGGGAAGGAGGUGGGAGAAUUAAGUUUGUAAUCAGGGAUUCUAUAGAAGUCUCUGGGGACCUUUUGGCAAAUGGAGGUGAUGGGGGGAUUAAGGGCGGAGGAGGUUCUGGCGGCAGCAUUUUUAUCAAUGCUCAUAGAAUGACUGGAACUGGCAGGAUCAGUGCUACUGGAGGGAAUGGAUUUGCUGGGGGUGGAGGUGGAAGAAUUUCAGUCAAAGUUUUCAGUAGACAUGAUGAUACAACAUUCUUAGUGCAUGGAGGAAUGAGUUUUGGAUGUUCGAGCAAUGCUGGUGCUGCAGGGACAUAUUAUGAUGCUGUUCCUCGGAGUCUUUAUAUUUGCAAUCAUAACUUAACUACGCAGACUGACACGCUUCUGCUGGAAUUUCCUAAGUUGCCUCUUUGGACAAAUGUUUAUGUCCAGAAUCAGGCCAAGGCAUUAUUUCCUUUAUAUUGGAGCCGCGUUCAGGUUGGUGGGCUCAUACGUAUGACCAAUGGUGCAGUCUUGAGCUUUGGGCUUGCUCAUAUUGGUUCAUCGGAGUUUGAGUUGAUGGCAGAAGAGCUUCUAAUGAGUGACUCUGUGAUCAAGAUUUAUGGAGCUCUUCGUAUGACUGUCAAGAUUCACUUGAUGUUGAAUUCCAAGAUUCUCAUAGAUGGUAAUGGUGAUUCAAUUGUUGCAACGUCCUUGCUUGAAGCUAGCAAUUUAGUAGUUCUCAAGGAAUCAUCUGUUAUUCAUUCUAAUGCAAAUUUAGGUGUCCAUGGACAAGGAUUUUUAAACUUGACCGGACCUGGAAAUCUUAUUGAAGCGCAACAUCUGAUAUUGUCAUUGUUUUAUGGUAUCAAUGUUGGGCCCGGAUCUGUUCUAAGAGGUCCUUUAGAGGCUGCUGGUGAUGAUGACAUGAGACCGCAACUGUAUUGUGAACUUGAAAAUUGCCCGCAUGAAUUGUUUCAUCCCCCUGAGGACUGUAAUGUUAACUCAACAUUGGCCUUCACACUUCAGAUAUGUCGGGUUGAAAAAGUCAUCAUUAAAGGAACCAUAACAGGCUCUGUUGUGCAUCUUCACUGGGUUAGAAAUGUAGAUGUGCAUCAUUCUGGAAUGAUUAGCGUAUCUGGACUUGGCUGUACUGGUGGGAUGGGAAGAGGAAGGUAUUUUGAGAACGGUGUUGGUGGGGGAGGAGGACAUGGGGGCAAUGGUGGGGAGGGAUAUUAUAAUGGCAAUUUCAUUGAGGGUGGUACCACAUAUGGGGAUGUCGAUAUGCCAUGUGAACUUGGUAGCGGCAGUGGGAAUAAUAGUCUAGCUGGUGCAACUGCAGGUGGUGGCAUUAUCGCAAUGGGCUCACUGGAGCACUCAUUGUCUAGCUUGACUCUGAAUGGUGCACUUAGAGCUGAUGGAGAAAGCUUUGGAGAAGAUAUUAGAGGGCAGGAAGGUAGGUCCAUUUCAGGCAUUGGCCCUGGUGGUGGCUCUGGUGGAACCAUUCUUUUGUUUGUUCAGAUGUUAGAGCUUGGUGAGUCUUCUAUAAUCUCAACUAAUGGAGGGCACGGUAGUCCUGGUGGUGGUGGAGGUGGGGGUGGUGGAAGGAUUCACUUUCAUUGGCCUGAUGUAGCAGUUGGAGAUGAAUAUAUUCCUUUAGCAAAUGUUGAAGGAAGUAUUAUUACCAGGGGAGGCUUUGGUGGGGGGAAGGGUCUUCCUGGAAAAAAUGGAACUGUCAGUGGAAGGGCCUGUCCUAAAGGGCUUUAUGGUAUCUUUUGUGAGGAAUGCCCUGUUGGUACUUUCAAAAAUGUCAGUGGCUCUGAUAAAUCACUUUGUCAUGUUUGCCCACCUCACGAGCUUCCACAUCGUGCCAGAUUUAUUCCUGUUCGAGGUGGUGUGACAGAGACUCCCUGUCCAUACAAGUGCACUUCUGACAGAUAUCAUUUGCCAAAUUGUAAUACAGCAUUUGAAGAGUUGGUAUACACUUUUGGUGGGCCUUGGGUUUUUAGCCUUCUUCUUGUUGGUCUCCUCAUCCUGUUAGCUCUAGUUCUCAGUGUUGCACGAAUGAAAUAUGUUGGAGGUGAUGAUAUACCGGUCCAUGCCCCUGCUCGAGAUGAGACUCGAAUAAACCAUUCUUUCCCAUUUCUUGAAUCACUGAAUGAGAUCAUUGAAACGAAUAGAUGUGAGGAGUCUCAGAGUCAUGUGCACAGGUUGUAUUUCCAGGGCCCUAAUACUUUUGGCGAACCAUGGCAUCUACCUCACUGUCCCCCGGAGCAAGUAAAAGAUAUUGUAUUUGAAGAUGCCUUCAAUAGAUUUGUGGAUGAGAUUAAUAGUUUAGCUGCUUAUGACUGGUGGGAAGGGUCUAUUUACAGCAUCCUCUGCAUCCUUGCAUUUCCUCUCGCAUGGUCAUGGCUUCAAAGGCGUCGUCGAAAGAAACUACAGCAGCUUAGAGAAUUUGUUCGAUCAGAGUAUGAUCAUGCUUGCUUGCGUUCCUGCCGUUCCAGAGCACUUUAUGAAGGGCUCAAGGUAGCUGCAAUGCCUGAUCUUAUGCUGGCUUAUUUGGACUUCUUCCUGGGUGGGGAUGAGAAAAGAUCUGUUCUGCCUCCUCGUCUUCAUCAAAGGUUUCCUAUGUCUAUAAUUUUUGGAGGUGAUGGAAGUUACAUGGCACCUUUCUCUGUCAAUAGUGAUAAUAUUCUUACAAGCAUCAUGAGUCAGUCUGUUCCACCAACUAUAUGGUACCGCUUAGUAGCUGGUCUUAAUGCUCAAUUGCGCAUCGUUUGCCGUGGACACCUAAAAGUAACCUUCAGGCAUGUUGUCAGCUGGCUGGAUAUGUAUGCCAAUCCUACUUUGAGAUCAUAUGGUGUGCGAGUUGAUCUUGCAUGUUUUCAGCCAACGGCUUCUGGAUAUUGCCAGUUUGGACUUGUGGUACAUGCUACUGAAAAUGACAGCACGUCAAUGCAAAAUUAUGAUGAGUCAGCAAGAACUGAAAAGCAGUCAAGUUUUCUUAGAGGUCAGAUAAACUCGUUGCAUAACUUAACAAGCAAUGACCAACUGAUGAUACCUAGAAGGAAUGUUGGUGGAAUUCUAAAUGCCAAGAGCUUAAAAACGCUUAAAGAGAAAAUAACUGUAUACUAUCCCUUCAGUUUUAUAUUCUAUAAUACAAAGCCUGUUGGACAUCAGGAUCUUGUUGGUCUGGUUAUCUCUAUACUACUACUUGGAGAUUUCAUCUUAGUAUUGCUCACAUUGCUUCAGAUGUACUCUCUGUCCCUAAUGAACUUCCUGUUAGUUUUGUUUGUCCUUCCUCUUGGUGUACUAUUUCCAUUUCCAUCUGGAAUCAAUGCUUUGUUUAGUCAAGGACCUAGGAGAUCCGCAGGUCUUGCUCGUCUUUAUGCUCUUUGGAAUCUGACAUCCUUAGUCAAUGUGGUAGUUGCCUUCUUUUGUGGAUUGAUUCAUUAUAUAACAAACUCAAAUAAAAUACAUUCCAGCUUUAAAUCCUGGAAUUUUAGCAUGGAUGAAAGUGAAUGGUGGAUUCUUCCUUCUAGUCUGGCCUUGUGUAAAAUUAUCCAAUCCCGUCUUGUCAAUCGCCAUGUGGCUAACCAGGAAAUUCAAGAUUCUUCUUUGUAUAGCGACGAUCCUGAUGUCUUCUGGCAGUCUUGAAUGUGUUGAUAUAGUUAUAAUAAUAUUUAUUAUUAUUAUUAUUAUUAUUAUUAUUAUUUCUAGUUCACUUUUCUUUUGCACGUAAAUGAGAGCAACAUGGUGUGGUGUGUGUGUUUGUACAUGUGUGAUCAGGGUUUGUUGAAUGAACUGGUAUUGUGAUAUCAAGUAUACUGUACAGGUUAGGAAAUGGUGUGGAAGGGAUGAGUAGGUGUUAUAGGUCAUAACCAAGUGAAACAUUCAGGUGACAUGAUUAUAGGUUGAGUUAUACAGGAAUGGAGGUUCGUUUUUGGGGUUGGGGAGUAAUGUAUAUCAUAUUUUUCAUUUCUUAUUUAUAAAUUUUUUAAGUAGUCAAAAAAAGUUGAAAUAGAAAAACUGGGUUCAGUUUUGCAA
Molecule: messenger RNA, 4888 nt
Organism: Prosopis cineraria
Lineage: Eukaryota; Viridiplantae; Streptophyta; Magnoliopsida; Fabales; Fabaceae
Exons: 21
Coding region: 188-4498 (1436 amino acids)
Source: RefSeq, a predicted model, not a curated record